Penaeus monodon (black tiger shrimp) is the source of this 356-nucleotide messenger RNA. RefSeq names its product alpha-1-antiproteinase-like. The record is from RefSeq and is a predicted model, not a curated record. Lineage: Eukaryota; Metazoa; Arthropoda; Malacostraca; Decapoda; Penaeidae.
ACAUGAGGCUCCUGGUAGCUAUGGCGGUGACGGCGGCGGUGCUGGGGCUAGUUCGACCCCAGUGCUUUUCGGAGCAGGACGAUUUCUCCGUCAUCAACACCGACCUCUCGGGCAUCACCGACUUCGGCUUCGAGCUCUACAGGCAGCUGGCGCCCCCGCAGUCCCCCGAGAACUUCUUCUUCUCGCCCUACAGCAUCUGGACGGCCUUUACCCUCGCCUACUUCGGCUCCGGGGGGGAGACGGCGGCGCAGCUCCAGAGGGCCUUGAGGGUCGAUGAUCAAGUCGCCACGCUCAAGCUCUGGCGAGCUCUCGAGGCCAUGUAAGAGUCUAUAUAGUGAUUUUAUAGAAAUUUUUAC